Messenger RNA from Arabis nemorensis, 765 nucleotides. The record is from the annotation of a GenBank genome assembly. Lineage: Eukaryota; Viridiplantae; Streptophyta; Magnoliopsida; Brassicales; Brassicaceae.
AUGUGUGCAUUAGUACCUCCAUUGUUCCCAAACUUUGGCUGGCCGUCGACGGGAGAGUACGAGAGCUACUACCUCGCCGGAGAGAACCUUAACAACAACACGUUUCUUGAUUUUCCGGUACUGGAGACUUAUGGAGUGGCUCAUCAUCAAGACCUCUUGGGAGUAUCUGUUUCGUCUGAGGGAAAUGAGAUAGACAACAAUCCGGUCGUGAUCAAGAAACUUAAUCACAAUGCAAGUGAGCGUGACCGUCGCAAGAAGAUCAACUCUUUGUUCUCAUCUCUCCGUUCAUGUCUUCCAGCUUCGGAUCAAUUGAAGAAGCUAAGUAUUCCUCAGACGGUUUCGAGGAGCUUGAAGUACAUACCAGAGCUGCAAGAGCAAGUGAAGAAACUAAUACAAAAGAAGCAAGAACUCUUGGUGCUAGUAUCGGGUCAAAGAGACAUUGAACAUUGCAAUAAGCCUCAACCAAAGGCAGUCGUAAGUUAUCUCUCGACGGUUUCCGCGACUAGGCUUGGAGACAACGAAGUGAUGGUCCAAAUCUCAUCGUCCAAGAUCCAUAACUUUUCGAUAUCUAAUGUGUUGAGUGGAUUAGAAGAAGAUGGGUUUGUUCUUGUGGAUGUUUCAUCUUCAAGGUCUCAAGGAGAGAGGCUCUUCUACACUUUGCAUCUUCAAGUGGAGAAGAUGGAUGAUUAUUACAAAGUGAAUUGCGAUGAGUUAAGUGAAAGAAUGUUGUACUUGUAUGAGAAAUGUGAAAACUCGUUUAAUUAG